UAGAGUUAAGUAAAAGCCUCGCGCAGUAAUAAACUAAUAACCAAUACAAUGUAGUGAAAUUUAUAUCAUUCAUAUAUAAUUGUAUAUAUUUAUAUAUUUUCAGUGUUAUAAAAAUUAAAAUAACCCAUCAAAGAUACUUUUUUAACUCAUAAAUAAUAAAAAUACCGGAGAAUCCUCGAGCCAUUGACACUGGUUAGCAAAAAGAAAUGAAAGCUCUUUUAAAAUAUUUGUUAUCUAAUUUAAUUGUUUGAUUAAUUAGUAUAAUUUUAAAAGUUAAAGUGAACGACUGAAGAAACAACAUAAUAAAUAUUUUAAAAAUCCAAUUGUUAUAUAUUUUAUAGGUGAUAAAAAAAUGACGGUCUCGGUACACGUGUAAACUGAUAGAAUAAAACAAGUGAAUGGUGUGUGGGUUAUCCAGUAUAAGUUAUAAGUACUAGUAUUGGUAUCAGUCUUGAUGUUGAUGUUGGUGUUGGUGACAGCAAUUAAUUGCCCACCGUUUGUGUAUCAGAUGUAAUGUACUGAGAAGAGACAAGAGACCCCGAGCUGGUAAUGUAUGAAUGUGAAGAGAGGAUAAUGUGGCUGUGGUUGGUUCAGACUCGGAGAUAAUAUAAAUUUACUUGGGGGACUGCCGAUGUUGAUGGUGAGACAACUCAACCAGCUUAAUGUAAUUGUUGUGCUGGGUUUUUAGUACUACUCAAUCAACUGUUGCCCCAACUAUACCCAUCACCUAGAACCUAUUCUAGAUAGAUAGAUAUUAUCAUAUAUUUUAUUUAUAUUUAUUUUACUGAUACUGGUACUAGUACUAGAACUGGGACUAGGACUGGGACCAAGACUCGGACGGUUUAAAUUAAUUAAUUCUAAAUUUGGUGAUUUAUUUAUUUGGAAGAAAGAUUAAAAUGCUGAAGGGUUACACCCCGGUUACACAGGCCCUGCUGGGCACUCUAUUCACCUGGGGAUUGACUGCUGCUGGUGCUGCUGUUGUUGUCGUCAUUCAAGGCAAACAGAGAAAACUGCUGGACAUCAGUCUGGGAUUUGCUGCGGGCGUGAUGCUGGCCGCCAGUUUCUGGUCUCUGUUAGCGCCGGCGAUCGAAAUGGCAGAGGAGAGUAAACUUUACGGUGAAAAUGGUGAAUUUGCAUUUGUGCCAGUCGCCGUUGGAUUUUUAAUCGGCGCAGCGUUUGUUUACGGAACCGAUUUGUUGAUAACAUCUCUAGGAAUUCAGUCCCCAAAUGUGCUAUUAGCAAUGCAGUCAGUCGGUACGAAACAAAGACGCAAAAACCUCAUGAUGAAUGAUGAAAGAAAAGUUAAAAGUGACGAGGAUUUAGACACUAUUAAUAAUGUAAUUAGUGGCGUACAAAUAACCAGUGGCAAUAUUUAUAAUGAGUCCACCACAAUCGAUGGUUUUUAUGAGCAAAAUACACGACGACGAAUACCUGGAUCCGUAUCCCGAAAUUCUGAGAUCGGCGAACAAGGUUGUGUGUACGAAGACCCCGGAAUUGAGGCGAAAAACAAUCAAUGGCGACGUAUUGUUCUACUGGUCGUCGCUAUUACGGUCCAUAAUAUUCCGGAAGGCCUCGCAGUCGGCGUCGGUUUCGCUGCCGUAGGCAGCAGUGCAUCAGCGACAUUCGAAAAUGCUCGAAAUCUCGCCAUCGGAAUCGGGAUACAAAAUUUUCCAGAAGGCCUUGCAGUAUCAUUACCCCUGCAAGCCGCUGGCUUCAGUACCCUCAAGAGCUUCUGGUACGGACAACUAUCGGGGAUGGUCGAACCAAUUGCUGGGUUACUUGGAGCUGCCUGUGUAUCCCUGGCGAGCCCGGUGCUUCCUUAUGCACUGGCAUUUGCCGCAGGCGCCAUGAUUUAUGUCGUCGUAGACGACAUCAUCCCGGAAGCACAUCAAAGUGGCAACGGCAAAUUGGCCAGCUGGGGCGCCAUGGUUGGCUUCCUAAUCAUGAUGGCCCUCGACGUAGGACUUGGUUAAUUAUUUAGUAAUUGUUCUCCGCCAGAAUCCGAGGACAGUAUUCAUUUUUAUAAGCUAGACAUAAUUAAUAAAAAAAAAAAUAAACACACAGUUAUCAUAAAUAAUGCAGCUCUUUGCUCAAAGCAGGCUCCGUUAGAUUCAAGGAUCGACUUUACUUUAUAAUAAUAAUAAUAAUUAUUGUCGGUGAUUUUUACUGAACGUCAAAGCAUCAGUCAAUUAAAUAAACAGAAAAUAGUUUAAUUAAGUUAAAUAUUUACAAUUAACGGGUCUACGUAACUCAACCGGAAUUAAUAAUUAAUUAAUAUCUAAUGACAUUUAUCGCUCACUAGCUUCUAUCGAUCUCUUCAUCUAGUAAAUUUAUAACCGAUUUAUAAACAGAGUCAAUAAAUAUGAUCUUGUGGUACUGAUAUAUGUGUUAAGUAGCUGAAAAUUUUAUAAUAACAUCAAUUUAUAGUUAUUUAAUUACUGUUACGUUAAUUGGCUGAUGUUACUAUCAGAAUUUUAAUUAUUUCUUUUUUUCCUCUUAAUUUUUUAUCUAAAGGAUAAUUUAUGAUUUUUUUUCUUCAUAUAUUUAUAGAGAUAAAUGUAAGUACAUACAUUUUAAAAAUAAUUGUGUAUUGCAAUUUGUUUUUUUUUUUUUUUUUUUAAACUUCCCGUGAAAAAAAUAGAGAUUUUUAUUUCUUUUUAAACUUCCCGCGAAGAGAAAUAGAAGUAUUUUUUUUUUUUUAAUUUCCCGCGAAAAACAAUAGAAAUUUUUUUUUCUUCAACUUCCCGCGAAGAAGAUACGAUUUUUUUUUAAACUUCCUGGGAAGAAAAAUAAAAAAAUUUUUUUUUUAAUUUCCCGCGAAGAAAAAUACAAUUUUUUUUUUUUAAAUUUCCCGCGAAGAAAAAUACAAUUUUUUUUUUUUCAAUGCCGCGUGAAAAAAUUUUAAAUUUUUAUUUCUUUUUAAAUUUUUCCCGCGAAAAAAAAAAAAAUUUUUUUUUGUGAUUGUAAAAUAUGUAUAACAAAUAAAUAUGUUACACAUCUUGUAAAUAAUACAUUUAUAUUUUGAUACUUGAUGUGUGUUUAAAAUAAUAAAAAUUAAAUGUAAAUACUGUUAAUUAAUUAGGGAGAGGAAUUGAAUUAAUGGUAUUUUAAAAAUAAAAAUAAUUAAAUACUGAGAGGCCAGUGAUAAAAAAAUUUUAAAACGGUUUAUAUUAAACUAAAUGCCUGAAUGAUGAGCCUGGUAAAUGAAGGCUCCAUAGGAAAAAAAAUUUUUAAUUAAUCGUAGGAUUAGAUAAUUAAAAAAAUAAUACGAAGGUGCUGGGCACAGGAAUAUUAGAAAAAUAAUAAAUAAAAUUGGUCUUUUAUGUCGAAGGAUGUCGAGUCCAAAUUUCUCCCAUUAUUGUCGAGGAAACCGAAGACUAAUAGUUUUCUCAUGACAACUACUUAUGGUUUUCAUGGAAAAGCUAAAAAUACUCUUCGCUUCUCAUUUCCUCCGAGGUUUUGUAAAGUCUAUAGAUUAUUAUUAUAAAUGGAAUGAAUGGAUAAUUAAUAAUGUUUUUAAAUAAAUAACAAUUUGUGUUACGAAAAAAAUUACUGAUAUGUAAUCAGACUUUAUGUAAUUUCGUAACACUUAUACGUGAUUCCUUUGAUUUUUAAAAUAAAUGUUUCAAUUUUUA
Messenger RNA from Microplitis demolitor, 3635 nucleotides. It is a transcript of the gene Zip48C, whose product is annotated as zinc transporter ZIP11. NCBI's taxonomy places the organism in Eukaryota, Metazoa, Arthropoda, Insecta, Hymenoptera, Braconidae. The record is from RefSeq and is a predicted model, not a curated record. The coding region runs from base 897 to 1973 and encodes 358 amino acids. Gene Ontology annotation, biological process: zinc ion transmembrane transport. Gene Ontology annotation, cellular component: membrane. Gene Ontology annotation, molecular function: zinc ion transmembrane transporter activity. The transcript has 6 exons.